AAAAACUGGAAUCUUUUCAGUGUGAAUGUGGCCAUGGCUUGUACAGGACUCUACCAACUCUCAAGGAAACUUCAGCAUGAUUACUCAAAGGAGGAGAAAACAGAAGCACUAAAAGAAUGAUGACGAAAAUCAGUAACCUCUGGCCUUGCAUCAAAUCCAAAACAUUGAAAAAUCUGACUCAUCACGCCCUUAAGUGUGUUUUAAUUAUUUCUUAUCUUGCUCCUUGCUUUUUAUAAGUGCCUCAUGGAUUUAUGACAAGGUCAGGUAUCAAUAAUAAUAAGCCUUUGGUGUAUUUCAGCUGUAAAAACUGCUCUAUGUGAUUAGUGAUGACAUUUAUUAUUAUCCCGUCUUUCUG
This is a messenger RNA of Nicotiana tabacum (common tobacco), 355 nucleotides long. The record is from RefSeq and is a predicted model, not a curated record. Lineage: Eukaryota; Viridiplantae; Streptophyta; Magnoliopsida; Solanales; Solanaceae.